GUGAAUAUCUGGGCCAGGUUGCAUUCAAACUACACAAACAAGUGUUGGCUAGCUUUGCGGAUCAGCUCCGUUUUGAAGUGGCCAACGUGUGAACAACACGUUAACGUUACCUAGCUAACGUUCCCCCCCAGAAACUUAGGACAUGGCGAGUAACAUUCAAUAGUGCUGGCUAGCAACUGUUUGACCUGAAACCAAACACGACUUUGUUCACGGGAGAUGAAGGUUAAAAUCAAGCAGUGGAACGGCGUGGCAUCCUGGCUGUGGAUGGCCAAUGAUGAGAACUGUGGGAUCUGCAGAAUGUCUUUUAAUGGCUGCUGCCCAGACUGUAAGGUUCCUGGAGAUGACUGCCCGUUGGUCUGGGGCCAGUGCUCCCACUGCUUCCACAUGCACUGCAUCCUCAAAUGGCUCAACUCCCAGCAGGUUCAGCAGCAGUGCCCCAUGUGUCGGCAGGAGUGGAAGUUCAAAGAAUGAGCUCAUCCGGAGAACGUCCACUUGAAUGCCUUUCAAAGACUGAAACUGAUGCGUCACAAUCAGAGCAUUCUAAUAAAUAUGCUUUUGUUCUUUUGUUGUACAUUUCCAGCUACUUUGUUUUUCUCUAAAGCUGUCAUUGUUUGUAUUAUGUGGAGGGGUGUGUGAAUAACAAUAAAUGUGAAGAAGAAAUGUGA
This is a messenger RNA of Salvelinus fontinalis (brook trout), 665 nucleotides long. RefSeq names its product anaphase-promoting complex subunit 11. The transcript is spliced from 3 exons. Gene Ontology annotation, cellular component: nucleus; anaphase-promoting complex. The record is from RefSeq and is a predicted model, not a curated record. Gene Ontology annotation, molecular function: cullin family protein binding; zinc ion binding; ubiquitin protein ligase activity. Gene Ontology annotation, biological process: positive regulation of mitotic metaphase/anaphase transition; anaphase-promoting complex-dependent catabolic process; protein ubiquitination. Lineage: Eukaryota; Metazoa; Chordata; Actinopteri; Salmoniformes; Salmonidae. Bases 217 to 471 code for a protein of 84 amino acids.